AUGUCAAACCCAAUUGGUAUGUUGAAACUAUAAUCAAUUGAGAAUAUUAUUACUAACAAUUCUCUAGUUCUUGAUCAAGGUACUGGUUUUGCUAAAAUAGGUAGAGCAGGAACUAAUUUUCCUGAUUAUACAUUUCCAUCAAUUGUUGGUAGACCAAUAUUACGAGCCGAAGAAAGAAAUAUAUUAAUUCCAGAUGAUAUUAAAAUUAAAGAUAUUAUGUGCGGUGAAGAAGCAAGUAAAGUGAGAUCAAUUUUACAAAUAAAUUAUCCAAUGGAGAAUGGGAUCAUAAAAGAUUGGCAAGAUAUGGAACAUUUAUGGGAUUAUGCAUUUUUUGAAAAAAUGAAAAUUAAUACAACUGAUCAAAAAGUAUUAUUAACAGAGCCUCCUAUGAAUCCUUUAAAAAAUAGAGAAUUGAUGUGUCAAAUAAUGUUUGAAAAAUAUAAUUUUGGUGGAGUAUAUGUUGCUAUACAAGCGGUUUUGGCAUUGUAUGCCCAAGGUUUAAGUUCAGGUGUUGUUGUUGAUUCGGGUGAUGGGGUUACACACAUUGUUCCAGUUUAUGAAUCAGUCGUAUUGAAUUAUUUGACUAAAAGAUUGGAUAUUGCUGGUAGAGAUGUAACUAGAAAUUUGAUCAAUUUACUUUUUAGAAGAGGUUAUGCAUUUAAUAGAACAGCUGAUUUUGAAACAGUUCGACAAAUAAAAGAAAAAUUAUGUUAUGUUAGUUAUGAUUUAGAUUUUGAUACAAAAUUGGCUCAUGAAACUACAACAUUAGUUGAAAAUUAUGAAUUGCCAGAUGGUAGAAUUAUUAAAGUUGGACUGGAAAGAUUUGAAGCUCCAGAAUGUUUAUUUCAACCUCAUUUAGUUGAUGUGGAACAACCAGGUGUAGGUGAGGCUUUAUUUAAUACUAUACAAAGUGCAGAUCUUGAUAUAAAACUGUCUUUAUAUAAAGCUAUUGUAUUAUCAGGUGGGUCUUCAAUGUAUCCUGGUUUACCAUCAAGAUUAGAAAAAGAAUUAAAGCAAUUAUGGUUAACAAGAGUAUUACAUGGAGAUGCUUCAAGAUUAGAUAAAUUUAAAGUAAGAAUUGAAGAUCCUCCUAGAAGAAAACAUAUGGUCUUUAUUGGAGGAGCUGUUUUAGCAAACAUUAUGGCCGAUAAAGAACAUAUGUGGAUUACAAAACAAGAAUGGGAAGAACAAGGUCCAAGAGUUUUAGAAAAGUUAGGUCCUAGAUAA
Molecule: messenger RNA, 1227 nt
Organism: Insectozyma verbasci
Lineage: Eukaryota; Fungi; Ascomycota; Pichiomycetes; Serinales; Debaryomycetaceae
Source: the annotation of a GenBank genome assembly